ACAGAUAGACAGACGCCAGUGGCUAACGAAAUAGCAAUGUCAGGAUUAGCAGGCAAAAUAGCUCUUAUUACAGGAGCAAGCUCUGGUAUAGGAGCGGCUACAGCGCUUUUAUUCGCCAAGCACGGGGCCGAACUGGCUUUGACGGGCAGAAACGAAAAAAAUCUAGAGGCAGUUGUUAAGAAAUGCCAAGAAAUUAGCUCCAGGAAACCUUUCUAUCAAACUGCUGAAUUGACGAAUGAAAAUGACGUUGAAACAUUAAUAGAUUCGGUUAUAAAGCAUUACAAACGCCUCGAUAUUCUAGUUAAUAAUGCCGGAAUUAUGGAGAUGGGUUCCAUCGAAAAGACCACUCUUGCCCAAUACGAUCGUGUUAUGAACGCUAACGUUAGAUCUCUCUAUCAGCUGAUGAUGUUGGCUACGCCUCAUCUCAAAGAAACCGAAGGAAGUGUCGUUAACGUAUCGUCGGUUGUUGGAUCAAGAUCAUUUCCUAACGUUCUAGCUUACGGAGUAUCUAAGGCCGCUGUCGAUCAAUUGACGAGAUGCACGGCCUUGGAAUUGGCAGAUUAUAAAGUUCGCGUUAAUGCCGUUAAUCCAGGAGUCAUUGUAACCGAGCUGCAGAAAAGAGGAGGCCUUGACGAGCAGGCUUACGAGCAAUUCUUGAAAAGAACUAAAGAAACGCACGCCCUAGGCAGACCAGGUCAACCGGACGAAGUAGCCGAAGCAAUAGCUUUCCUCGCUUCGAAAGAGUCAUCAUCUUUUAUAACUGGUGCUACUUUACCUGUUGACGGAGGUCGUCAUGCUAUGUGUCCUCGUUAAUUAGACAAAGAACAAAAGCUAAGACGAGAAAAAGAGAGAAAAAAUUUGCAUCUAUGUUUAAAUAAAGAGAUGAUAAUACAAAAGAGAAUGGAGCGAAUUGCUCUCGUUAUUUUGAGUGUCUUUUUUUGCUGUUUGUUGAAAAACCGAACGACUACUUGAGUAAAUAUGUAAAAUUAGUAAUUAGAUAAGAGUAUAUUGUCUCUUCCUUUGCCCUGUCUUUAAGUAUCUCCCUCCUCUCUCCAUCGUUCGCUCAAUCUCUAUAAAUAGAAAAUAUUAAGGUGAAAUAUGAAGACUAGCAAGAGUUGAAAUUUUAAGAAAUUGUCUUUUCUUUGACUUUCCUUUCCGAUUAAUUUGUUAAUUAAUGAUUUAAUUAAUUAAAGCAAGAGAUUUCUCUAUAAAUGAAUGUUGAAGGAAAAUAAGCGACAGAGUCUUGUUUUAUUAAAAAGAAUCAAUUCGUAUCACAUUAAUGACUUUCUAUUAUUUUUCAUCUUCAUCUCGAAUUAGAGUUCUACAAUAUCGUGCACUGUCGUCGUCGUCGUCGCCCAUCGCCAUCGUUAUGCAGUUUUUAAUAUACUUGUUCUUCUCUUCCCAAUAUAUAACAGUAAAUAUACAAAAAAGAUAUAACUAAUUCGUUCGUGAAAUUCGGUAUACACAUAACUAAUAUCCUCGUUUUAAAGAUUAGAGACGGCAAUGGAUAGUUAGAUAGAUAGAUCAAUAGAUAGAUAGAUAUGUAGAUAGAUAGAUAGAUAGACGAACAGAUAGAAAUAAUUAGGAUUGCAAAAGAGAAGAGAUGAGAAAAUGUUUAUAUAUGUAUAGGUUAACAUAUGUAUAGAAAUAAUUGGUUUUUUUUUGUGCGUCUGUAAGCGACGUAAAAGGUGUUGAAAAAGAGGAAAACUAAUCAUUAAUUUUUGACGAUUUAGAAAUUCUUGAGUGUUGCGUUUGUCUGUGUGUGUGUGUGUGUAAGUAUAUGAGAGAGAGAGAGAUUUCUUUCAUCUUUCAUUCCAUUUCUCUUCGCUCUUUCUUUCCUCUUCAAAGGAGAGGCAGAGAGAGAGAAAGAGAGAAAGAAAAAGAAACAGAAGGAAAGACAAAAGAAAGCGAGACAGAUAUAUGGAUGAUAGAUAGAUAGAUAGAUAGACAGACAGACAUAUAGAUAGAUCAAGAGGAAAAAUUUCAGGUUUAGAAAAAGAACCGAGUAAAGGAAAAAUAAAGAAAAAGAGUAGGGCAUAGUGUUUGUUAUUCCAUAAUUCUUGUCGAGUUUGUCAGCAUUGUACAUAUGUCAAAUAUUCUGUUAAAUAAGGCGGCAAAUUUAAUUGAGGACAUUUUCUUUGUAAUUGCCAUCCGAGAGAUUGAUAAAUACAAAUUCUGACGAGCUGCUUCAGUGUUCUUGGUCUGGAACAAAUUUCCAUGAUUUUUCUUUUAAUUUCGUAGGCCGACGUAAAUUCGAGUUCGAGAUUGGCGCAAAUCCCAUUAACGCAUUCGUACAAAUUAGGUUGCGUUAGAGUAUUCUCGAAGACGUCGAGAAUGUGAAAGGCGAAACGAUUGUCGUAUCUGGAAUGAAUGUAGAAACCUCUGGCGAAAUAGUAGAGGAGACACGAGGUCGAAUAGGACAACGAUCUGGAAUUGUCGCAGAACUUGAUUAAAUUCGGAUUGCCACCGAGACGUAUAAUGCAACGAAGUAGGCGGUUUAAAUAGGUGAUAAAGUGUUCGUGUAGAGCUGUAACGUUGAAUAUUAUAAUGAAUUGCUUGAGAUUCUUACGAAGAACAACUUCGGGGUCGAGUCCGUGCUCGAGUAAGAGUUCUAGAAUAUCGUGCGUUAUCGAUAGGAGAAAGUGCAUCUUAUGUUCGUCGUCCGCAGUCUGAUGCAGCCACCUCGACAGCGACGACAUCAAUAAAGUUACCACGUUGUCCUCGUUGGCAUUUAUGACGUUUACAUCCGCUCCCCUCUUGCAGAUGAUCUUGAGGCAAUUCUUUACCUGAUCGGCAGUAUUCUUCAACAGAUUCGGCGACAUGGAACAUAUUAUUCUGGUUAGAUAGUAUAGGGGACUAACGAAAUUCGGUGCGUGCUUUUGGUUCGGCAAUGCGCCUCCGUCCAAUAGAAUUUGCAUAAGAAUGCCAACGUUCUCUAGAACGGUCCGUAAGUAUUUUGGACCAACUCCGAAUCUAUCCCUCAAAUGGAAUAGAGGUCUCCCCGUAUGGUGAGUUAAAAGAGCGUGUAGGGCGCUCUCUCCCCUAUUGUUGGGCGCGUUCGGAUUGGCAUUAUGCUUGAGUAAUAGUCUCACGCAGCCGAUUACUUCGUCGACGUAUUGCUGACGGUUACGUGGAUGGUUUCCUCCGAAGUACUUAAGCAGCUUGUGCAAAGGUGUAUCGCCGUCCACCGGCGUUGGCCUAUACGCUAGAUCUUUGGGACCUUUGGCGAGCAUUAAUUGGGUUAGGCGGAGAAAGCUGGUCGAAUCUUCGGAUACGUAGAGCUCGUGUAAUAAGGUACCCUGCUCGCAUAGGAAGGAAUCCGGAGAAAUAUUCUUAACAGUUUCCAAUAAGGUUAUUGCGCAGUCUCGUCCCUUGGGUCCUCUUAGUGCAUAGUGUAGAGGAGCGAAGCCUUUCUUGUCCCGUCUAUUGACUUGUUCUGGAAACAUACUAAUGAGCAAUUCCACGCAUGGCUUGGCUCGAAAUCUGCAGGCUUCAUGCAAUAAUAAUUCGGUGUUCAUGUGGGCGGAAUUAUCCAAAAGAACUUGAACGACUUCGGGUUGAUCGCUUAGAAUGGCGUAACUAAGAGCCGUUGCUGGAUUUCUAAUUCUAUUACAGAGAAAUUUGGGCGGUUUGUCCGGUGAGCAUGUUUUAAUAUAAUGAGGAACGCCGUGGCACAAUCCCUUGGGAAUAUCGGGUCUCGCCCCCGCGUCCAACAACAAUUGAACGAUAUUCGAAUAUCCUAAUUUGCAGGCUAAAUGUAAUGGCAAACUACAGACCCCGCUAUUCAAAUCGCAUCCGUGAGACAGUAGCAUUUCUACGACGACAGAAUGACGCCCCAAUACAGCCCUUUGCAUCAAGUUCCAGCCCUUUUGGUAGGUAAAGAAGAAGAGAAGAGAAAGUUAAUCAAUUAGAAUCAAACAAUAAGAACCUAAAGAGAGUGUGAAACAUAAAGACGAUACGCUAUUGCAUAUAUAUAGACGGACAUAAAAGUUUAUACACAGGAUUAUAUACUGUGUACAGUAUAUUGAUGUAUAAAUUUAUAAAUUGGAUUUGCAGUUGGCUAAAAAAUCUAGUCUAUCGAAUCUAGUUAGGUUAUUCGAAUAGGUUCCUCUUUUCUUUAUCCUGCCCCCUCCACCCCACUCACUGCUAUCCAGCUCUCCUUCCCUCCUAUUUGCGUAUACAAAUAGACUUAUUUAAAUAAAUUAUUUGCGACUGUUGAAUAAACGAAUUAGUUUUCUUUGGUUACUAUUGUUGAGAUUUCUUGGAUAAGAAGGCGGAAUAGAGAGGAGAGGGAGGUAAGGAAGGGAGAAAAGUACGCGUUUAUAUGACGUAUACGUAGCUAGAUUGGUAUGUAUGGAAAGAGAGAGAUAAAGAGAAAAAGAGAGAGAGAGAGAGAGAGAGAGAGCGAAGGAUAAG
This is a messenger RNA of Dimorphilus gyrociliatus, 4416 nucleotides long. The record is from the annotation of a GenBank genome assembly. Lineage: Eukaryota; Metazoa; Annelida; Polychaeta; Dinophilidae.